ACGCUGCUGCUCGAGAAGCUCCGCGUCGCCCGGCGCCCGGCCAACGAAGCCACCUUCAACGUCUUCUACUACCUGCUGGCCUGCUCCGAUAAUGCCCUGCGGACUGAGCUUCACUUCAACCACCUGGCGGAGAACAACGUCUUUGGCAUCGCGCCGCUUUCCAAGCCAGAGGAGAAGCAGAAGGCAACGCAGCAGUUCAACAAGCUCCAGGCUGCCAUGAAGGUGAUGGGCAUCUCCAGCGAUGAGCAGAAGGCCUUCUGGCUCGUCCUGGGGGCUAUCUACCACCUGGGGGCUGCCGGGGCCACCAAAGACGCCGACGAAGCCGGGAGGAAGCAGUUUGCGCGGCACGAGUGGGCCCAGAAAGCCGCCUACCUGCUGGGCUGCAGCCUGGAGGAGCUCUCCUCCUCCAUCUUCAAGCACCAGCCCAAGGGCAGCCUGCAGAGAUCCACCUCGUUCCGCCAGGGCCCCGAGGACACGGGCAUGGGCGAUGGCACAGGUACGGCACGGCGCUGCAGAGGGGCAGCCCAAGGGGGCGGCGGGCAGGCGCUGGGCACCACCGGGCUGUGGUUCUUGGGGAAACACGUUGUCCUGGGGGAAAACGCGGCCCUCAAGUCGAGCCAGCACUCGCUGUGCUCCGUGACGGUGGUGGACACCCCCGGCGCGCAGAACCCGGCGCUCGCGGGGCAGAGCCGCGGGGCCACCUUCGAGGAGCUGUGCCACAACUACGCCCAGGAGCGCCUGCAGCUGCUCUUCCACCAGCGCACCUUCGCCCAGGAGCUCGAGCGCUACAAGGAGGAAAACAUAGAGCUUGCACUGGCUGACACAGAGCCCGCUACACCGGGCUCUGUAGCCACUGUAGACCAGCCCUCACACCAGGCUCUGUCGGCGCUGGUGCUGUCGGGCUCCGGGGCGGGGCUGGAGGGCGGCUCGCAGCUGGCGCUGCGCCGCGCCACCAGCAUGCGCAAGACCUUCACCACCGGCGUGGCCGCCGUCAAGAAGAAGUCGCUGUGCAUCCAGGUCAAGCUGCAAGUGGACGCCCUCAUCGACAGCAUCAAGAAGGCCAAGAUGCACUUUGUGCACUGCUUCCUGGAAAUCGAUGCUGGGCGCACGCCUUCCGCACCGAUCGCCGCCGCCACCGGCUGCAGCGGGGGCGGCGUCCCCGUCAAUACCCCGGGAUUAAUUAAGACAUGGAAGAGCAGCAACGCUCUAAUGCUGAAGCUAAUUGGAGCUGAGAUCGCUCCCCCUCGUGUCCCCGGCUGCCCCAACGCCCGGCUCUCCCUUGUGCCCGCAGGUUACCCCGACCACAUGGUCUUUGCGGAGUUCAGGCGGCGCUUCGACGUGCUGGCCCCUCACCUCACCAAGAAGCACGGCCGCAACUACAUCGUGGUGGACGAGAAGCGGGUGUUUUUCCGGGCAGGGUGCCUGGCCAGGCUGGAGGAGCAGCGGGACGAGCAGACGAGCAAGAACAUCACGCUGUUCCAGGCGGCGUGCAGGGGCUUCCUGGCGCGGCAGCUCUUCAAGAAGAGGAAGGAAGAGAUCCAGCAGCUCAAGGGCAAGCUCGAGAAGCUGAGGGACGAGCGGAGCGCGGGCGAGUCGGCCUCGCAGCUGCUGGGCGCCGAGACGGCCGAGAGGCUGCGGGCCGAGAAGGAGAUGAAGGACCUGCAGGCCAAGUACGAUGCGCUGAAGAAGCAGAUGGAGUCCAUGGAGAUGGAGGUGAUGGAGGCCCGGCUCAUCCGGGCGGCCGAGCUCAACGGGGAGCUGGACGACGAUGACGCAGGCGGCGAGUGGCGGCUGAAAUACGAGCGGGCCGUGCGGGAGAUCGACUUCACCAAGAAGCGGCUGCAGCAGGAGCUGGAGGACAAGCUGGAGCUGGAGCAGCAGGGCAAGCGGCAGCUGGAGAGGAGGGACGUGCUGGGGGCCGAGGCCUUUGGCCUCAAGCAGCUGCUGGAGGAUAGGGACGCGGACAUCGCCAGCCUGACACAGAAGGUGGAGGCACUGGAGGCUGAGCUGCAGGACAUCUCGUCGCAGGAGUCCAAGGACGAGGCCUCCCUGGCCAAGGUGAAGAAGCAGCUGCGGGACCUGGAGGCGAAGGUCAAGGACCAGGAGGAGGAACUGGACGAGCAGGCGGGCACCAUCCAGAUGCUGGAGCAGGUACCAGCGCUGAAGCAGAUGGAGGUGCAGCUGGAGGAGGAGUAUGAAGACAAGCAGAAGGUGCUGAGGGAGAAGCGAGAGCUGGAGAGCAAGUUAUCCGCUGUCAGCGACCAGGUCAACCAACGGGACUUUGAGACGGAGAAGCGCCUGCGCAGGGACCUGAAGAGGACCAAGGCGCUGCUGGCCGACGCGCAGAUCAUGCUCGACCACCUGAAAAACAACGCGCCCAGCAAGAGGGAGAUCGCGCAGCUCAAGAACCAGGUGCGCAGCCGGGCGCUGUCGGAGUUCACCUGCGCGGCCGCCGUCAAAGCCCGCAAGUCCAUGGAGGUGGAGAUCGAAGAUCUCCACUUGCAAAUCGACGAUCUCUCCAAGGCCAAGGCCGCGCUGGAAGAGCAGCUGAGCCGGCUGCAGCGGGAGAAGGCUUCCCGGGACCUGGCACAGAUGAAUGACCUCCAGACACAGCUGGAGGACGUCGGCAAAGAGAAGCAGGAGCUGCAGGAGAAGCUGCAAGGGCUGCAGAGCCAGCUGGAGUUCCUGGAGCAGUCCAUGGUGGACAAGUCGCUGGUGAGCCGGCAGGAGGCCAAGAUCCGCGAGCUGGAGACCAGGCUGGAGUUCGAGCGGACGCAAGUCAAGCGGCGGGAGCUGCAAGGGCUGCAGAGCCAGCUGGAGUUCCUGGAGCAGUCCAUGGUGGACAAGUCGCUGGUGAGCCGGCAGGAGGCCAAGAUCCGCGAGCUGGAGACCAGGCUGGAGUUCGAGCGGACUUUGCAGGACAUGGUGACAAAAUAUCAGAAAAGAAAGAAUAAACUCGACGGCGACUCGGAUGCGGACUCGGAGCUGGAGGAGCGGGUGGACGGGGUCAAGUCGUGGCUCUCCAAGAGCAAAGGCUCCUCCAAAGCGGUCUCGGACGACGGCAGCCUGAAGGGCAGCAGGUGGGGCCGCCGCGGCAGCAGCUCCGGAGAGUCCUCCGAGGAAGAGGGGCGCAAGAGGAAGAAGAGCUCCAAGCACGCCAAGAAGGCCAAGAAGAAAGGCAAGAAGAAGAAGAAGAAGCCGUCGGAAUCGGAGUCGUCCUCCGAGUCCUCCUCCGAGUCGUCCUCUGAGUCGUCCUCUGGCUCCACCGUCUCCUACCGGAGCAGCUCCAGCAUCAAGAAGGGUCCCCGGAAGGCGGGCGCGGAGCCGAGCGCGGGAGCGGGUCGCUCCGGCAAGGAGAAGAAGGAGGAGAAGCAGCGCAAGAAGCAGGUGGACAGCCUCAUGAUGAAGUACCUGUACCGGCCCGAGAGCGACUGA
Messenger RNA from Tinamus guttatus (white-throated tinamou), 3435 nucleotides. NCBI's taxonomy places the organism in Eukaryota, Metazoa, Chordata, Aves, Tinamiformes, Tinamidae. The record is from RefSeq and is a predicted model, not a curated record.